This is a messenger RNA of Paralichthys olivaceus (Japanese flounder), 5469 nucleotides long. Its product is annotated as rho GTPase-activating protein 20-like. Gene Ontology annotation, molecular function: GTPase activator activity. Gene Ontology annotation, biological process: signal transduction; regulation of Rho protein signal transduction. The record is from RefSeq and is a predicted model, not a curated record. Lineage: Eukaryota; Metazoa; Chordata; Actinopteri; Pleuronectiformes; Paralichthyidae.
ACAACCUCAGACUGAGCUCAGCUGCAGCAGCUCAGACCAGACUGCGCUCACACACUGACACACACACAGACACACACAGACACACACCGUGGCGGUUCAUCAUCCUGCUGCCCAGCAUCAUGAGCUCUGCUCCUCGGACUCGCUCUCUGCUCUUUACCGGAUAAACGUUGGACUUAUUUACGCUCGUAUCAUGGGAAUAUACCGUCGGUGCGCUCGGCUCCGUGGAUGUGUACAGCCUUGAUGGAAACCAUGUCACCGCAGCAGGGGACCAUGGGACAGAACAGGUCCGACUCUCUGACCGGAGAGAGCAAGGCGCCCACCGAAAACAAAAAGAAGAUGAAGACCUUGGCCCAAAGACGACAGUCAGCUCCUUCGCUGGUCAUCAGCAAAGCACUUACCAGAUCGAGAAGCACGUCCAGGGAAAGCUGCCUGACGCCAGUAAGCCCAGAGUCGUGUCCCCUCGUCCAGGCCUUCCUGGCUGAGUGUCCAGGCCGCCUAUUCCUGGGACACGCCCAGGCGCAGCUAAAGACGGGCCUGCAGACUCAGGAGAGGCACCUCUUCCUCUUCACGGACACGCUACUCGUCGCCAAGGCCAAGUCUCCGACUCAUUUCAAAGUGAAAGCCCAAGUCCGGGUGUGUGAGAUGUGGACGGCCAACUGUUUGGAGGUGGUGUGUGAAGGAAGCACUAACACAGAGAGCAGCUUUGUCAUGGGUUGGCCCACCUACAACUGUGCAGCCACCUUCAGCUCUGAGGAGCACAAGAACAAGUGGUUGGCACUCAUCAAAAGCCGGAUUAUCGAGGGUAAAGAGAAGGACGACCCUAAGACCAUACCAGUCAAGAUAUUCGCAAAGGAUAUUGGAAAUUGUGCUUAUGCCAAGACGCUCGCUGUCAGCAACAACGACAGCACCACUGAUGUCAUCCGAAUGGCUCUGCAGCAGUUUGGCAUAUCGGGUUGCGUUAAAGACCACCGGUUGUGGGUGAGCUCCAGUAAAGACGACCCUCCAUACCCUCUGAUCGGCCACGAGUUUCCCUUUAGCAUCAAGAUGAGCCACAUCCGGGAUGGUGGGAGCAACGGCGGAGGAUUCGGAGGUGGGCGGGAUCCAACGAGUCCCACAGACUGUCCAGGGGUGCUACUGCUGGACCAGUGUCUUCCGCCCGACACCCAGUGCCAGUUCAUCCUCAAACCGAGCAAAGUCGCCCCAGGACAGGCUCAACUUCUCGAGCCCGGACAGCAGAAGACUUUUAAGAGGAAGAGGUCUCUGAUCAACUGGCCUUUUUGGAAAGGCUCCAGCACACAGCUGGACGGCCUGCCCCUGUCCCCGACCUCCACCUCUCCCACUCAGGGGCGACUGUUCGGACGACCCCUGAGCUCCAUCUGCUCUGCAGACCACGGCCUGCCCAAGCCUGUCAUGGACAUGUUGGUGUUCCUGUAUCUGGAGGGGCCCUACACCCGGGGCGUCUUCAGACGGUCGGCCGGGGCCAAAGCCUGUCGGGAGCUUCGAGACAGACUGGACACUGGGACUGAGGACCCAGAGAUAUCACACCAGUCUGUGUUCAUCAUUGCCGCCGUCUUCAAGGACUUCCUGCGAAAUAUCCCAGGCAGCUUGUUGUGUGUGGAUCUGUACGAGCGGUGGAUGGAUGUGAUGGAGGGGGACGGAGGGGAGGAGACGACGCAGGCUGUCCAGAGGUUGCUCCACCUCCUACCUGGCGAGAACCUGCUUCUGCUGCGACACGUGAUGGCCAUACUGCACUGUAUCCAAGGCAACGCCCACGACAACCAGAUGAAUGCCUUCAACCUGUCUGUCUGCAUCGCUCCCAGCAUGCUUUGGGCUCCGGCACCGAGCACCCCUGAGAUGGAGGGAGAGGGCACCAAAAAGGUGUGCGAGCUGGUCCGGUUCCUCAUAGAGAACUGCAGCAGCGUCCUGGGAGAAGACGUCACCUCGCUGUUCAGAAACUUCAGCCAGAAGAGCAGCAGCAGUGACCACGGAUCAGACGCGUCGUCCUUCCAGUUGAACGACUCGUCCUACGACAGUCUGGAGAACGAGCUGAACGAUGACCCGGAGUCUCCCUUCCAGGAGCAGCUGCCGCUCCGUGACAAGGACAAGCCUGACAGCCGCAGCCGCGACUCCGUCAUUACCCUCAGUGACUGCGACCCCGACCCCGACCCCGAGAGUGACCUCCUGCUGCAGCUCCCCCCGCUGGCCAGACCCAGGAGGUUCAGCCCUGCAGUUCGACAGCCUCGCACCCGCGAGGUUAAUGGCAUGUCGCAUGGUCCCAGGAGGCUGAGGAGGAGUUCGGAGCCCGCCCUGGCCCUGGCGAGUACGCCGCCGUCAGGCACUGUGAUGGCUCACGCUGCUCAUCUGCCUAUAAGGAAGGCGAGCUAUGAUGCCGCCAUGGAAGGGGAGCGGGAGGAGGAGGAGAAUGAGGUGUUUCUGGAUCAGAGACUGAACGGGCUUCAGCUGAAGGAGGAGGGGGAGGAUGGAUGUGAGAAGGGAGGAGCCAAAGUCCAGAACGGAGGCUGGAGGAAGGUGAAGCACACAGCUCCGCCUCCACUGCGAUUGGACGCCAGCUGUUCCAGUCUGUCGUCUCCUGCCACCUCACCCACAGGCUCCUCGCUAAGCUCUUUAGACUCCGCCUUCUCGCAGUAUUCUACUGACUACGCCACCAAUGGGAUGAUUCCAUUGGCUGAGCCUCCUCCUCUCUCCCCUCUCUAUCCUGGGCGGCCCCAGCUGUCACCCCGGGGCUCCCCCCCUCAGAGGGAAGCCACUCAUUGUCCACAGCCCACCCAGCCCGUCCGGACCACUCAGAACACCUCCCACCCCCACGGCCUCCACCCUAACACAUGGCUCAAGAGGGACCGCCGCCUGUCACUCAAGCAGUCUGAUAACGGACACACGGAGGAGGACUUGCCUGUGUUCAAUGGGAAAACCAACCCAACCGGUAAUGGCUACUCCGUCGGUACGCAGGAGGCGACGGGAAUGAAUCGAAACUGCCAGCGGAGAUCCAGCAGUCCUCCGUCCUACCAGCAGGCUCUGCAGCAGCUGCAGUGCAAUCGCUCGCCUUUCUACAAGGGGACUGAGAAGCCCCUGACGGUCAAAGAGCUGAGGCAGCUCCACGACCAGACCUGUACCCAGAGACCCCCGACCUCUUCUGAUAACCCCAAACCACCCAUAGGAUGUGAGGCCACACAGAAACUGGCUGGAAACAAGUGUGUUCAGCCCCCGCAGGGUGUUUUCUAUGGACAGAGCGGCACCACUCUUGUCCUUCAUAGGCAAAAGUCUUACUCUCUCACUCCAGACACAGAAGGACACAGAGGAAAGACACUUCCCCUCCCUCGUCGUGCGUCUGAGCCCAACAAGCUGACUGCAAACUCCUCUCACCCAUCCUCCACUCUUAGCCUGAACAGACCUCGAAUUUUUAAGGGUCAGGCUCAGGAUGGCGGCCUGAGAGUAUCAGACGUAGAGCCCAACCAUGCCGAGCCACGCUUCUGCCUGUCUCCCUCCGCCACCCGGACUGUAAGGGACUACUUUUCCUCCCAGGAUCAGGAGGAUGCAGACACCUGCUUACGGAGGAGUCAGGAGGUGGCGCUGGCGAUAGUGCAGGGGAAGAGGGAGUGGCAGAAUAGGCGAUGCAGUGACCCGCGAGUCGACGACUUCGAGCAGCUUUUUUUCGCAGAAGAGUCAUAUGUUUAAAUAAGAAGAUUGUACAAACAAACUGUGUAUGAGAGAUUGAAUUUAUAAAACUGUUGUUAUUAUAAAUGUGAUUAUAUUCCUUCAUAUACUCCAUCUGGCAGCAGUGGUUAACCCAAUGCAACAAAAAGUCGGUUUACUGCAACGGUACAUCCCCAAAUCAUAAACGGUCUCCUCAUGGGAAUAAUCUGUAUAUUGUAACAAACAUCUGGCAAAAGUACAAUGAAAGUUUUGCUGGUAAUAAUCCCUAAAAUUUCACGGAAAACAUUUAAUAGACACAUUUUUUCAAUGAUGUUACUUUGAAGAUCCUCAAAAAUGUAUUUAUUGAGUAUUGAUGCCCAAUUUGUGAGAAACAAAAAAGUUAAACUCAACAUCUGGAUUCCUUAAACGUCAGUCACGGUGCUGUCAGCACAGGUUAAGUUACACUCCUCUGAGAAACACGUGUUCUCUGACCGUGUGUCCUCGCUUUACCUUCAGAAUGUGAAAUAAUGAGGGAAGAGGAGAAAAAGAAAGAAUGAGGAAGUCUUAUUUGAUUCUGGUUCUAAUGUAAAAAGGACACAACCAGAGGUAACAGAUGUUUUAAAGGCUGCAAGAGCACAACUGUUCGUUACUGCUGCUCUGGGCAAUAGUGACAAUAAGGUCAAGACGAUCUGACGCAGACACUUUCCCGUGAUGUUUGCUGCAGUGCCAGAGGAGGAAAACACAGAUGUCUCCCGUUGUACAUACUUAAAAAACUCAAUAUAUCGCAGAGUAUUUUAGAUAGCAAGUCCACCUUUAAUGACCGAUUACAUCUGUUGAGUGAACUGUUGCUUUUCUUGUGAAGUGUUUAUACAUCUGAGUUGGUGGAAUCAAUGGGGCCGGUAUUUAUUCGGAUGAGCUGAGUUUCCAGGCGCACACCAGGCAGUGAUGUCCUCUGCAGCUCUGGCUCAUGUCUCUGUCACCUGUGAGAGGAGGGGAAGGGUGGGGGAGGAAGAAUAUGAUGUGUGUGUGUGUGUGUGCUUGUGUGAGUCUCCUGAGUAAGACGUGAUCAUCGUCGGCCUGUCCUGAGCAGGAAUGUGAGAAAACUUGUGCCACUGAGGGAAAAGUCUCUUUAAUUCUUGCUUUCAUAGCACUUCAACAGUCUCACCGAGAAACCCUGUUCGUCUCACAGGAAUGUGAAGGAUAUGGCCUGCGUGUGCGUGUGCGUGUUUGUGUGUGUGUUGAAUGCACAAACAGUCCCUGUAGCUGUCGUACGUUUGUUCAUAAUAAUAUGAUGAUGUUGCAGUGUUGAUUUCUGAAGUGACACUUAACAAUUAAUGACCUUAUUUCACUGUGUAUUACUGCAAAGUGUGUGGAUGCAAACCUGUAGGUGAUGCAGUACUUUCACAGUGUUACUAUGAACUGAACUUCUCCACACAACAACACUCUGGAAUAAGGUCAUUGUUAUGUGAAGUGUUUCCAUUUUAAAUGGUGUCAAAAUGUACUUUAAUCCUGUUUCAUUAAUAUUUUAAUUCCUCUCUCCAUUACAGUGAAUUGUGUCCAACAUGUAUAGCUCUGCAUAUUUAUGAUAUAGAAAUAUAUAUAUAUAAAUACAUAUAAAUAUAUUAUCUUGUUCCUUUGGUAUGUUGUGUUGUGUAAGAAAAUCAUAUGUGUAUUUUUGUACAUGCCAAUUCUGCUGCUGCUGUCUCUAUAGAAAGUAUAUUUGCUACAAAAUGCACCAUUUGUAUAUUGUGUACAUCUGAUGUCCAGUGUUCACGGGAACAAAAACCUUUUUAAUAAAUGUCGCUCUUGUGAAAACUA